AUGGGCGAACACGACUUGAAUCUCCGAGCCGCGCAAGACCAGAUGCUGAGCAAAAUGGCAGACACCUUCAACAACCAAGCCGCGUACCCAGAUAUCGAGAUUGUCUGCGCCGGGCAGAAAUGGCUUUGCCAUAAGGUCAUCCUUAGCAGAUCCUCCGAGUGGUUCGAGCGAGCGUUUGGUGGCGAGUUCAAGGAGCGUGAUGCGAAAUCCAUUGAACUUCACGAGGACUUCGAAGAUCCAGGACCGGCCAUUGAGGCAAUGCUGAAGUACUGCUACACCUUCGGAUACGACUCGAGUACGGAUCCUUCCUCCGUCACAUUCGACAUCCGCAUGUUCGCGCUGGCCGAGAAGUACUUCAUCAAGAACCUCGACCGCCUCGCAGCCGGGAAGCUGAAACCUGCCCUCGAGAACGUCUCGUCCGACAAGAUGGAGGAGGUCUUCGCAGAAGCUAUCGCCGAGAUAUACACCAACACAGCAGACCCAGAAAACAUCCUCCGCAACACCAUCAUCUCCCCGCUCCUGGCCAGAAUAGACCUCGAGACUUUCAUCGACAGCAAGACAUGCCAGAACCUCAUGACCGACUUCCCACCCUUCGCCCUCGACCUCUCCCGUACCCUCAUCCAGCAAAACAAGAAGGCAAAGGAAGAAACCAAGAACUCCUGGAUAGAACAGGUCCACCCCGACGGCUCCACAUCCCACUACAACAAAUCAACGCACCAGCGCCGCACACUCGUCAAAUCCGCAUUCCCACACGGCCACCCUUACUACACAUCUCCCACCCUAUCAGGACCCUUCCCGGCCGCGAGUGGCUACACUCCCGCCGGGCUACCAAACAUUCCACAUGAUCACCCCACGAUGCCAACCCCCUUUCCACCACCGCCGACGACAAGCGCUCCAAUCCGAGUCCCACCGCCAGGUCCUUUUCCACCGCCAUUGCGCUCGUUGACCAUAGCAUCACCAGCUUCCGCGACAUGCUCGUCAUCAUCAUCUUUCUCAACCGGAGGUCCGCAAACCAUGCGUUUCCGCCUGAACGCACCCAACACACGAAAUUUGCAAGGUCCACUACCACCAGACCCCCAAAUCCCCAUCCCCAUUCCAUGA
Fulvia fulva is the source of this 1101-nucleotide messenger RNA. RefSeq lists its product as uncharacterized. The record is from RefSeq and is a predicted model, not a curated record. Lineage: Eukaryota; Fungi; Ascomycota; Dothideomycetes; Mycosphaerellales; Mycosphaerellaceae. The coding region runs from base 1 to 1101 and encodes 366 amino acids. Gene Ontology annotation, molecular function: protein binding. The transcript has 3 exons.